AUGGCUGUGCGAUCUGUGCCGCGGCUCAGUCCCCGCAUGGGCGCGCGGCUGACGAGACAGUUCUCGAAAUCUUCUCGAGCUUAUAGCUACGCUGAUACACUUUCCAAUCUCAAGAUUGGGACCCAUACGCGUGUCCUGUUCCAAGGAUUUACAGGCCGGCAAGCGACUGCAAAUGUAAAAGAGUCUUUGGAAUGGGGCACCAAGAUCGUGGGGGGUGUCAAACCUGGAGUGGAAGGAGAACAUCUAGGCUUGCCUAUUUUCCCAUCUGUUAAAGUGGCUCAACAAAAUGCAAGGCCAGAUGCUUCUGCUAUUUAUGUGCCAGGGAAUCAGACUGCCAGUGCUAUUGAAGAGGCCAUCGAGGCAGAAAUUCCGCUGGUGGUGGCUGUGGCCGAACAUGUCCCGAUCCAUGAUAUUUUGAGAGUUCAUUCGAUGCUUCAGACUCAAUCCAAGACUCGCCUUGUUGGGGCAAACUGUCCCGGGAUCAUCUCCGCGAUCGGAAAGUGCCGCAUUGGCUUUCAGCCUCUCCCAUGCUUUGCACCAGGUAACAUUGGCAUCGUGGCGAAAUCGGGGACCCUGAGCUAUGAGACUGUCGCCUCGACGACUCGGGCUGGUCUCGGGCAAAGUUUGUGCAUCAGUAUGGGUGGUGAUGUUCUGGCUGGAACAAACUUUGUUGACGCGUUAAAGGUCUUUGAGCACGACGAUGAUACCCAGGGAAUCAUUCUGGUCGGUGAGAUUGGAGGCACGGCAGAGAUGGACGCAGCGGAGUGGAUCAAGGAUUACCGGCAAAGAACUGCGGAUCCCAAGCCCAUCAUGGGUCUUGUCGGGGGUCUCGAAGCUCCCUCCGGGCGAGUCAUGGGACACGCAGGCGCUUGGGCUGCGGCAGGUGAGCCUGAUGCUCGAACAAAGUACCGCGCUUUGGAACAAGCUGGCGUGGUCAUGGUCAACCAUCCCGAGAAGUUUGGAAAUGAAAUGAAAAUUCUCCUCGCGGACAGAGCUUCAAGGAAUCGCGCACAUAAUCUCCGCAGUACCGGCUCACAGACACGAGGAUAUCAUACGGCAAGACGAAUGAAUUCAACUUCUGUGCUUGGGUUGCAGCAGAAGCGCAGCCUCUAUCUCAAGCGAUCUCAAGCGCUAGAGAUCCUAAGGCAGAAGUCCAUUCCCGUCAAUGAGGAAGACUCCAGCCCUAGCGGCCUGCUUUCCAUAUCUGUGGACCGAUCGGCCUUAUCUCCAUGCAUUGUGGCUGUUUCGGGCUCAGAAUUCGAUCUGGACCGUUCGAAGAGGAUUCCAUUCAGCUAUACGCAGACUACAUUGAAGAACCAACCUCUGGUGGCCAGCGUUGCGACCCAUUUGAGUAUUCCGCCGUCGUCCCAGGGCCAACUGGGGGACAUCAUCCAGGCGUUAUGGGAGAUCUUCAAAGAGAAAGAAGCCUUUGUUUUGGAAUGUGGCGUUACCGUCUCUGUUGAAGGCAACGUGACUGUUUGCCGAGCCCGAUUCGGGUUUGACGAUGCCGCAUAUCGUAGCUCAGGGCGUCAGGAAGACAUCCAUCGCCUGCGAAACAAAGCCGAGGAGGUCCCCGAGGAGGUAGAAGCCGAGAAGGAUGGCAUUGUCUAUGUCAAAUUGCAAGGCGAAGGCAGCAUUGGCACUCUAGUGAAUGGUGCUGGACUUGCCAUGAACACGGUCGACGCGCUGACCAUCCACGGUGGCCAUUGUGCGAACUUCCUUGACACUGGGGGUAAAGCUACCUCGGAGACCGUCAAGUCGUCCUUCCGCAUCAUCUGUUCGGAUCCACGCGUCAAGGCCAUCUUUGUCAACAUCUUUGGUGGACUGACACGCUGCGAUAUGAUUGCCGAGGGAAUCAUCAUGGCCUUCCGCGAUUUGGAUAUGCAAGUGCCCGUCGUAGUACGACUGCGCGGGACCAACGAGGAACUAGGCCAAACCAUGGUGAGUCUCUCCAAGCCGCCCACUCCCCCCCCUCCGGAGCUCUGUUCAUACAGACUCGUGGUCUCGAAGCGAGUUAACCAAGAUGGGUAG
Molecule: messenger RNA, 2031 nt
Organism: Penicillium oxalicum
Lineage: Eukaryota; Fungi; Ascomycota; Eurotiomycetes; Eurotiales; Aspergillaceae
Product: putative succinyl-CoA synthetase subunit alpha
Exons: 8
Coding region: 1-2031 (676 amino acids)
Biological process (GO): tricarboxylic acid cycle
Cellular component (GO): mitochondrion; succinate-CoA ligase complex (ADP-forming)
Molecular function (GO): succinate-CoA ligase (GDP-forming) activity; succinate-CoA ligase (ADP-forming) activity
Source: RefSeq, a predicted model, not a curated record